Messenger RNA from Magnolia sinica, 891 nucleotides. Its product is annotated as protein BUD31 homolog 1-like. NCBI's taxonomy places the organism in Eukaryota, Viridiplantae, Streptophyta, Magnoliopsida, Magnoliales, Magnoliaceae. Gene Ontology annotation, biological process: mRNA splicing, via spliceosome. Bases 216 to 653 code for a protein of 145 amino acids. The record is from RefSeq and is a predicted model, not a curated record. Gene Ontology annotation, cellular component: nucleus; spliceosomal complex. The transcript is spliced from 4 exons.
AUCCAGUGGCAGUGUCUCUAGCCAAUCCGCGUCCCCAUUACGUAUAGUGCUAUGAAAGCACUGGAUAAUUUCUCAUCUUCUUUCUCCAGGGUUUCUUACUGAUUUUUCUAGGGUUUUUAUCUUUUCUUCCAAUUUUCUUAACUCUCUCGAAAGAUCGUAUUGGUAUAUAUUUCUCCCUUGAGAGGACAAGGUAAAAACUGACUGCAGCUAGAAGAAUGCCAAAGAUAAAGACUAACCGUGUCCAAUAUCCCAGUGGGUGGGAAUUAAUUGAGCCUACUCUUCGUGAGCUGGAAGCUAAGAUGAGAGAAGCUGAAAAUGAUGAACAUGAUGGUAAGAGAAAGUGUGAAGCACUGUGGCCCAUUUUCCGAAUUGCGCAUCAGAAGAGCCGCUACAUCUACGGCCUGUACCACAGAAGUAAUGAAAUAUCCAAGGAGCUAUAUGAAUUCUGCUUAGAUCAAGGCUAUGCUGACCGCAACCUAAUUGCAAAAUGGAAGAAGCCUGGUUAUGAACGGCUGUGUUGCCUCCGAUGCAUUCAGCCACGGGACCACAACUUCCAAACUACGUGUGUUUGCAGAGUGCCCAAGCACCUUAGGGAAGAGAAGGUCAUAGAAUGCGUACAUUGCGGGUGCAAGGGGUGUGCUAGUGGUGAUUGAUUUGAUCUUCUUCUGAGUAAAAUGACAUUGUGAUCGAUCCCUCUUAAUACAUGUAAGCCAUCUGAUUUUGGAUUUUGGUUUUUGGAAGGUUCAGAUGAAUCUCCAAAGGUGCUACCAUAUUCAUGCAACUCUGUAUUGGACAGAUCAGUGCUCCAAUAUGGAUACUUGAGAUUUUUGCAGUACAAAAACCUGUGAGGCCCAGGUGGCUCACCUGUAAUCUAUCAGGUCCUUAAUCUGA